Molecule: messenger RNA, 6432 nt
Organism: Scomber scombrus (Atlantic mackerel)
Lineage: Eukaryota; Metazoa; Chordata; Actinopteri; Scombriformes; Scombridae
Product: adhesion G-protein coupled receptor D2
Exons: 25
Coding region: 82-3429 (1115 amino acids)
Biological process (GO): adenylate cyclase-activating G protein-coupled receptor signaling pathway; cell surface receptor signaling pathway
Cellular component (GO): membrane
Molecular function (GO): G protein-coupled receptor activity
Source: RefSeq, a predicted model, not a curated record
AUUGAAUGCUGCGUUACAGAUACGACGCAGUUGGAAUGAGAAGACGCGCAAAGAGGUUUUUAACAAGACGAUUAACUGAGGAUGCGCUGGUUAUUGUUCCCCAAUUUAGGCCUGCUUGUUUUUUUUCAGAGCUGUAUAUCAGCUUUUACACUGGAAACCAGAACCCUUACAUACGAUGAGUCCUACUAUGAGUACGUCCCUGAUGAGCUACAGUGGUACAAUGCAAGCGAACUGUGUAAGCAGCGCGUUGGGGCCUUAGCCAAUGUGUCCACCCCAGCAGAGAAACAAAACCUAACCAGCUUUUUAAAAUCUUUGAACAUCUCUCAGCCUGUGUGGAUUGCCAGGAAAGUCAUGACACAUCCAAAAAGUUCCUCCGAGACCUUCAUUCUGGAGUUCACUGGGCGCUCGGACAGGAAGAACGCCCGUCUUCUGCACAAGUUCCCUUCCAUGGGCUCAGUGACCGUUUGCACCCGUCUCCGCUUCGAUCAAAAUUGCUUUGGAAUUUCCACCAUCUUCUCUUAUUCCAUCCAGUCAUAUAUUAAUGAGUUCCAGCUCCGUGCAAACCUGAUCCAGGGAAAGCCUGUGCAGCUGGCUCUGCUGGUCCAUGGUAUUCAUGGUGCUUACCAGGAAGCCUUCGACCACGACGGCUCAUGGCACUCAGUCUGCGUUUCUUGGAGCCAGAAUAGAGGACGCUGGGCACUAUUCAUUGAUGGCCAUGAGACCUCCUGGAGCGUUGGCCUACACAGUUCCGACAGCAUUGGCCCAGACGGUCUUUUCAUUAUCGGGCAGGAGCAGGACACCUUUGGGGGCUCAUUUAAGAAGGAUGAGUCAUUUUCAGGGAGCAUCACAGAGCUCCACAUUUGGGAUCGGGUACUGAACCGCAGCGAAAUCUACACCAUGGAAAAGGAGUGUUCACCCAUUUCCUCUGGGCUGGUGUUCAAGUGGGGUGUAGAAACCAUGGAAAUAGAGUCCUCGCUUACAAACCUGACGAAUGAAAUCCCUUGUCAAGGUAACAGCUCUGUUUCAACAAAUGGGUUCUUGGAUUCCUUCCUGGAUGGAAAUUCCUUGCAUAAUCAGACAUUCUCUUUAAAGUUGAUCCACAGCCCUCAGUCUGAUAAGGAUUGUAGCAUCUUUGACCCUGUUAUCGGGAGCUGGGACCUUGCCAAGUGUGACUCAUUCAGAGGCGCUGUCUGCCAGUUUAAGAAAGAAUUGACGGAUGUUUUCAGUUUGCCAAGGACACCAUUCUUCAGCAGACUGAGCAAGGAUCCUUUGACCAAACCUGUGAUGGAGCAGCUGAGCGUAAACGUCUCUUGGGACAGAAACCUGUCCUUGCUGCAGCAUCUGACUCAGGCCGUCCUACAUACAUUGGAGGCUGGUAUCCCAAACCUUCUCACAUCCAGUGAUGUCCUCUACCUCUCCCAGAUGAUUGAAGUGGACCUGACUGCACUGGCUAGCUCUCAGUCUGCUGGAGCAGAUGCAGCAGAGGCAAUGGUGUCCAUUGCUACCAACUACCUAAAGGUGGCGAGUUUGAUGCUGGAGCCGCACAUGGCUACUCAGUGGAUGGGCUUGACAGAAGAUGGGGUCAGCGUGGGGCCAUUUACUAUUGUCAAGAGCAUUGACAAUCUCACUGAAACUCUUGCAGACAUAAUGCCUGCUGAGAGAAGAGGAUACACCCUUUCAACCAAAAAUAUAGAUGUGUACAUGAUGCGGCAAAAGUUGUCUGAAGAGAGCUGUAGUCAAUUGUUCAAGCCAUCUGCGGUCAGCUCCCACACCAGCAGCAGAGGUGGUCAGGAUGAACUGCUGAUCCCUGACACUGAACUCCAGAGGAUACACUCAUUGGGAUAUGAAGAAGUGAUGUUUAUUCAUACCCACUACAGCCACCUGAGUGAGAUUGUAUCUGGUACACAAGAACCUCCACAGGGUCAUCAAGAGAAAGUUAAAAGAACUCUCCCAGGUCACCUGGCCUCUGCUGUUAUAUCAGCCACCAUCCGUGAUGUCUCCAAAGCUCAAACUAUCCCUUUGGCUGUCCAGUACACCCUGUCCUCAUCACAUGUGGUGGAGUAUUCACAGAGAGUCACUCCUGUUUGUGCCUUUUGGAAUUUCAGUCUGAUGCAGAGCCAUGCCAAUAGCUGGUCCAGUGAUGGUUGCAGGGUGACCUUUGCUGGCUCUGGUGUCACUUCCUGCCUGUGUAACCACACCACCAACUUUGCAGUACUAAUGAAUUACCUGGAAUCAAAGUGGACUCCUGAGGAAGAGCUUAUUUUGACCAAGCUGACAUUCAUUGGCUCUGGAGCAUCUCUGUGUGCACUGGUGGUGACCUUGAUGCUGUUCACUGUGCUGGACAUUCCCAAAUCUGACAGGACAUCCAUCCAUAAGAACCUCUUCAUCGCUCUGAUCUGUGCUCAAGUGAUUCUACUUUGCAGCGGCUCAGCCAUUCACAACAAGGUGGCGUGUACACUUGUAGCAGCACUGCUCCAUCUCUUCUUCAUGGCAGCAUUUAGCUGGAUGCUGGUAGAGGGUCUGCUGCUCUGGAGUAAGGUGGUCGCUGUCAACCUAAGCGAGGACAGACACAUGAAGUAUUACUAUCUCAUCGGCUGGGGUCUGCCGGUGCUAAUAGUCACCAUCACGCUGGCAUCAGCCUCAGGCAAAUACUCGGCCGAUGGCUACUGUUGGCUCAGUGUCCAGAAUGGUGUUAUCUGGGGUUUUGCUGGGCCCGUCAUCUUCAUUAUUAUGGUGAAUGUCAUGGUACUAACCAGGGUGGUGGUCAUCACCAUCUCCACAGCCAAGAGGAGGUCUAUCAUGUUGGCCAUGGGCACCAGUCCUGUGGAACAAGCCUACGAGCAAAUUAGGGCGGCAGUGAAAGCAGUUUUGGUUUUGCUGCCCAUCCUUGGAUUGACAUGGCUGUGCGGCGUCCUGGUGCCUUUCUCCAUAGUCAUGGCCUACAUCUUCAUCCUCCUCAACUCCCUGCAGGGCCUUUUUAUCUUCCUGAUAUAUGGGGUGUACAACACAGAGGUUCGGAGCACGGUCAACAGGAUCAAGGAAAGGAGAAAAGCGCUUAAUUUUUCAAAUUGUGCCAGUUCCCGACCAUCCAGCUCAGUUACCAGCUCUCGUCCUGUCAGUUUCCCACUAACAACCCCAAGUCAGGAAGAAGAGGCCACCCCUACCUUUCAUCACAGCAACACCCCAGGCCAGGGGAAGGAGGAAGACGGGACCAGAGGUCAGCUGUCCAUUCCUUGUGAUCCAGAGAGACUAGAAAAUCCCUUGAGCCAACCCACUCAUCUGCAGAGAAAGGAGCCUCCUCCCUCAGAAGUGGACGCCUUGCCGACUGGUUGUAGUCUUCACGUUCCUAUGGAUCUUGAGUUAACAGCUUCCUGUUUCCCUCGCAGCCAUGCACCUCAGAAAAGCUAUGGCCUCGUCUACGUAGACUGACCUGGCAGGUGUGAUGGGGAUUGUAGUUUGAAAUUGUGAGUCAAUUUUUUUCGUCAGAAUUAAUCGGAUGUUUCCUUAUUACUCUGGCUCCUUUUUUCUUCACUUCACCUGUGAUCAUUGAGACACAUGAAUGUUUGUUAGGCCUGUGCCCCUGAGCACUGCAUUCCUAAAUAUUGCAGGUAUUUUCAGUGAGGACGACUGCCUUAAAACACUCAUUGUAUGAUGUGCUAAAUAAGAAUGUAAUCUAAAUGCCUCAAAUAUAAAUUUUAUGUUAACUUAAAUUUCAAGUUUUCACUAAUGGCGCAUUGUGUAUUUUGACUUAAAAUGAUUGUGUUUUCUUGUGUUUUUCAUGCAUGUACUCUCUCAUGGUACUUACAUUUGCUUGUGAAAGCAUUAUAUUGUCCAGUAAAGUGUGUGAUAGUACUGCAACUGCUAUUAUAUUAACAGAGUAAUGGGGCACCCUUGUGACCACAUAGUGUGAGAUACUGUACAUAUCAUGUAACUGAUUUCAUUCAGGUCAUCACUCUCUCUUUCAUCAUGUUUUCUGUUACUCUACUGUCAGACUUUUAAAUAAAGGACAAAAUAAGAAGACAAAAAAGAAACAGCAAAGUGAUAUUUCUGUAUAUAGAUUUGGAUUCAGCCCAUGGACAUACCUGUACAGAUAAAAAAUACAGUGAAACCAUUUCCCCCUAUAUUUAUAGUCCCCAGCUGUUGCUUAUCACAAGAAAACAUGUGUUUAAAGAACAAUGUCCCAAAGACACACACACUAUUUGAGAAAUAAGGUACCUAUUUUUCUUUCCACAGCAUAUACUGUGUUUGGGAGAAAAUAAAAAUCUUUCAUGUCAGUUUCAUGUGUUUUUCUCUCUUCAUGCCAACCUCACCAGGAAUUAAGAAACAGAAACAUUUUUCACUAGAAAAUAACACAUUUUGUAAUUCUGUAUAUGACUCAUGAAUUCAUCUCUCAUUGCUUCAUGCUGUGAUUCUAUAAAAUGUUGAGAGGGUUGUUUGAAUAGCUAUUCAGUGUUUCCCAUUAAAAGAUACAUACAAUUGAUCUGGCUGUGUUAGUGUGCGGAGGAAGCUGGAAUCUGGUGUUAUAAGCAUAAUAAUUAUUUAUUGAAAUAUGAGGAAAAAUUCAAUUAGCCUCAGAGAGACACUCCCCAGGACCAGGUAGCGAUGUGACAGGGGAAGUCAGAAUGUCAGCAAAGGGAGAAAAAGGUCAUGGACAAGCGUAAGGAAAAUAGCAUUUUGAUGUUCUGUGUACCCAUGUGUUGACAGCGUACACAAGUAGGUGAAUGCACAAAGCUACUGUAGUCAUUGUUAAAGUCUUCGUUUAAGUUUAUAUCCUGCAAUCAAGUCUGUCCUUACAGUUACUCUUCAGCCACAGAUUAGUUUGUUGUAAAGCAAUGAACUGGAUUUCAGACCAGUGAAGUGACAGGUGACCAUUUUUCAUCAAGCUUUACUAAAUUAUAUCUUCAAACAAACUCAACUUGGAGGUGUAGCAGGACUUUUAGCAGUAUUAUAACAAACAUGAAGGACUUCUGCAAUGACCACAUUAAUCUGCAUGACUGCAUGUCAUAUGGAGUUUGCCUGUAUGUUAUAGGAAGUCCAAGGCAGCUGCAGAACCUAAACACAGAAAUUCAGAGAGUAAGGAAAGAUUGUCUGAUCAAUGAACAUAAAUAAUGAGGAUGAAGAUCAAAAAAUUAGAGUUUGAGAUCAUGAACAGCUUAAUGGUAUUUAAGGGAAGUUUUUUGAGCAUUAAACAAGCCAUUGAAAUACUUUUGAUCAUUCUAUAUCUUAAUUAACAAAAUGUCGACAGGUAAACAAACACCCCAGCUUGUUUCGGGAGGCAAGUUUGAAAACAUUUUGAAAAAACUGUAACAACAACUACUGUACAUGUGAAUAAUUUAGGAUGCCAAACAUUUAAGACAGGGGAAAAUAAUCUAAAAAGAAACAAGCCGGUUAUGUUCAUUUUGGAAACAAGACCAGAAGUCACAGCUCACAGGGGGAAAGAUGCAGUCUUUGGUAUAGGAGCAAAGUGGACAGAGUAAUGACGCAGGUUGAAAUUCAGUAAGAAAAACGAAUGCAGCACAAACACCUUUCACACCUACUCACUUAAAUACAAUACUCUUUUGAAUGUACAGACUCAAACUUGCAUUAACAUUUAAAAAGACAAAAAAAAAUGUGGUGAUUUUUCCUUUCUUUUUUUUUACUUUUUUUGUUUUGUUUUUUAGAUUUUUUGUUUUUUUGUUCUUGAAAGCCCAUUAUUUUUGCUCCAGAUCUGCAUCUCUGAACUACGUGUGGAAACAAAACAAGAACAUGCUACAGUAAACAAAUUUAUUCUGGCGCGGACACCUCACGUCAUGUAACACAAAGAUGGAAACCCAGAGACGCAAUAAAUUAUCUUCAUUAUUAAGCGUAACCAGUGACAUACUGUACAUCAAAAAGGUAAAAGCACUGUAAAUAAUACAGAAAAAAAGUUCUAAAAAACCACCAAAAAAAAAAGGUUGAAAGUGAAACGGAACCCUUUUACAGCAAUACAUAAGGAACAAAUGUUUGAAAGCCAGCAGACACAGAUAGAAAUUAAUAUUUUAAGUGUGAUUCCUUUUUGAUUUUAGUGUCUCACGACAUAAUUUAAGUACUGCUUAAACAAAUAAAAAAAACACUGUACACACACCAAAAAAGCAAACCAGAAGGAUCUUUUUUUCUUCUUUUUUUUUUCAUUUCAUCGAUUUCAUUUUUUAGGAAAUCAUUGCUUUGCAAUUUAUGCUUCAUCACAGUUCUCUCCCAUAUGACCACGUGAAUGUAAACACCUGUUGAAUUAUUCUUUUUUUUUAAUUUUUACAACAUUAAUACUUUAUAUAUAUAUUUGUACAUAUUUUCAUUCACAUCUGCACGGUUUAGCUAGCAUGGUAAUGAAAUAAGGCAAGACUCACAUAACUGUGACAUCACAAAUCUUUUUUUUCCCUUCUGUUAUAAUACUGAUUAUAAAGGUUUUUUUGUAAU